CCUCAGAAGCAAUGCAGACGAUCAAUCGGAUCCUGUCUAAUUCUUGCUGCUGCACUUUUUUGUUUUCUACAGGCUGUCUCUGUCAUUAAGGUGAGUUAUCACGAUGCCGGGGAAAAACGGUGACCAGUUCAAACCGGGAGACCUGGUGUUUGCCAAGAUGAAGGGAUUCCCCCACUGGCCUGCCAGGGUGUGUCCGUGUGACGGCGGUGGAAGAAAUAAGAGCAUCCCGGUCUACUUCUUCGGCAUGCAUCAGAUAGGAACGAUCCCUCCGGAGAACAUCGUGCCGUACGUCGGGAACAAGCUGAAGUUCGGCAGCGGCGUCCGGAUCAAAGGCUUCACUGAAGGCAUGUGGGAGAUCCAGAACACCCCCGCCGUGGGGAGUAAACUCAAACUUGAAUCAGAGCAAGAAAAUAACAACGCUCCAGUCAACAAGAAACUGCAGAGAGAGAGCGGGCAGGCGGACAAGAGGCAGAGUUUCCUGAAGUCUCUGAAAGGGUUACUGACGGACGAGAGAGGAGGCCGCAGGAGGAGCUCGCUGAGGGAUGCAGCCACGACCAGCUCGGAGGUUACAGCCACGACCAGCUCGGAGGUUACAGCCACGACCAGCUCGGAGGUUACAGCCACGACCAGCUCGGAGGUUACAGCCACGACCAGCUCGGAGGUUACAGCCACGACCAGCUCGGAGGUUACAGCCACGACCAGCUCGGAGGUUACAGCCACGACCAGCUCGGAGGUUACAAAGGGGAGUCAGGCGACAACAUCGGACAAAAAGAACGACAACAGGAAGUCAGAAACAAGGAGGAGUCAGGCGGAAAAAGUUGCAUCAACGGAGGACAAAAAAGACAAGAAGGGAACGGAGGGCAAGAAGGAAAAUGAAGCGAUGAAAAAAUCUACUUCCAAAACCUCAGAAAAGAAAGAAAGCAACGUGGAGAAAAUGGCAAGGAAAGACCAGAAGAAGAAAGAGGAAACGACAGACAAUAAACACAAAGUGUCUGACGGGAAAACAACCGCAGAGCAGACGACUAAACCACAGAAGAAGACGACUAAACCACAGAAGAAGAAAGAAGAAACGGAGGUGAAGAAAACAGCCAUGAAAGACCAGAAGAAGGAGAAACCUGAGAAGAAAGACGGGAAAACAACCGAAGAGUCGGACAAGAAAUGCACCGAAGACACGAAACCACAGAAGAAGAAAGCGGUGGGAGCAUCACAGUCUGAGGACGAGGACAAGAAGAGGAAGAAGAGUUCAGAUGUUUCCAUGAAGAGCGGUUCGUCGGAGCAGAAGAACUCAACGCUGCACCGUGUCAAAGGAGACAUCCGGAUCUCUCUGAAGACACAAAACCCCAGACCCAGCAGGAGAAGGAGCACUGAGAGCAGCAUGGAGGAGAACAACGAGGCCCCCAGACCUCAGAAACAGAGAAGAAGAAGAAAAGAACCCCAACUUUUCAGCUGUGACCAAUGUGGGAAAGAUUUCACUGAAUCAAGUAAACUUCAGAGGCAUUAUCAUAUUCACACAGGAGAGAAACGACAAAGCUGUGAUCAAUGUGGGAAAACAUUUUCUCAAAAAAGUCAUCUUUCAGCCCACCAGCGCAUCCACACAGGAGAGAAACCCUACAGCUGUGAAGAGUGUGGAAACACUUUCACUACAUCAUAUAGUCUCAAAAAUCAUUCUCGUAUUCACACUGGAGAGAAACCCUACAGCUGUGAAGAGUGUGGAAACACUUUCACUACAUCAUAUAAUCUCAAAAAUCAUCGUCGUGUUCACACAGGUGAGAAACCAUACUGCUGUGAAGAGUGUGGCAAGUCAUUCAUUGCAUCAGGUGAACUCACAAUCCAUCGUCGUGUUCACACAGGAGAGAAACCAUACAGCUGUGAAGAGUGUGACAAGUCAUUCAUUACAUCAGGUCAACUCACAAUCCAUCGUCGUGUUCACACUGGAGAGAAACCAUACAGCUGUGAAGAGUGUGACAAGUCAUUCAUUACAUCAGGUCAACUCACAAUCCAUCGUCGUGUUCACACAGGAGAGAAACCAUACUGGUGUGAAGAGUGUGGCAAGUCAUUCAUUGCAUCAGGUCAACUCACAAUCCAUCGUCGUGUUCACACAGGAGAGAAACCAUACUGGUGUGAAGAGUGUGGGAGAACCUUUUCUCAAAGUUAUAACCUUAAAGUCCACCAGCGCACUCACUCUGCCUCCAUCUGAUCAUUUUCUGAGUCAAGCUAGCAUUCCUCCUGAUUUUCUCCAAAUGUUCUAAUUUAAUUUAAAUGUAAGGGUUAUGCGCAUUCAGUGUCCAUUUACUGUUGAGUCCAGAGUUUUACAUUCUGGAGGAGUUAGACACCCCUCCUAUAAAAUGCAUCAUAACUGACUCAGCAUAUGCAGGUCUUUUUUAUAAUAAAACAACCGUUGGCUCUGGUGGAUAUUGAAUGACUAUUUGCCUGAUAAACGGCCUUCCUAGGAAGACUAACACCAUUGGCUCCACUAGUAUAUAGGCCCCCUUCACUCUCACCUCAGUGCAUGAUCGUAUUUCGCAGUAUGCAGUUCGUUCCCUCAUUACCUCCCAGAUUGCUCUCCUGGUUUUCACCCUGCCUGACCAGACUGCCUCGCCUGCUCCCUGACCCUGCCUGAACCCGGACUAUUCUGCCUCGCCUGCUCCCUGACCCUGCCUGUACCCGGACUAGUCUGCCUCGCCUGUUCCCUGACCCUGUCUGUACCUGCGGUUCCCGUCUUGCCUACUCCUGGAACCCUCGCCUUUCCCCGACCAGCCCUUUGCCUACUGUCUGCCGGUUUGUC
Messenger RNA from Gymnodraco acuticeps, 2785 nucleotides. RefSeq names its product zinc finger protein 708-like. The coding region runs from base 104 to 2197 and encodes 697 amino acids. The record is from RefSeq and is a predicted model, not a curated record. Gene Ontology annotation, biological process: negative regulation of transcription by RNA polymerase II; regulation of immune system process; regulation of cytokine production. The transcript has 9 exons. Lineage: Eukaryota; Metazoa; Chordata; Actinopteri; Perciformes; Bathydraconidae.